GCCCCUUAAGCUGCCAGCGAUUCUGUGAAUGACGUGACCGCCGCCGAAGCAUACUACGCGCGUGCUUACUCCAUCAAACUUGAUCAUUCUUCUCGCAUCUGAAGAACUAUGUUCCUGUCCCAAUAAAAAACUAGUGAAGUAUUUAACAUAUUACGUACCUGUGAUUGCAUUAUAAGAAGUGAUUCAAUUUGAAGAAACAUGGCGAAAAAUAAGGAAAAGACGGCCGUCCUCGAGAAAGGCGUCUACAUUAUACACGCCGAUGAGGAACUAAAAACGCCAGACUUGUCACCUACCAGUACCGAUACCGAAAAAAAUACCUCAAAGGAUAAUGUGAAAAAUAAAAAUACUUGGUUCCAUACCUCGACUCCAACAGUUGUUCAUUUUUUGGCAUUAAUUACUCAAGGUCUUUUAGUUUGGGGGCUACUUUGGCUUGCGUGGGGAGACGGGUGGAGUUGGAAUGGAAAAUGGUUCAAACCAGCAGUCGUUGUGGUUAUCGCAUGGAGCAGCGGACAACUCCUACAGAGACUCACUACGCUCCCUCCACUUCUGGCUGCUAUACUAACAGGAAUCCUUGCAAGAAAUUUAGGCUACCUCGACAUGCGAGGAUACCCACACGUGGACAACUUUUUAAGGAAAAUUUACCCAGUGAUAAUUCUUGGCAAGUCAUCUCUGGGUUGGGACUUAAAAUUUAUGAAGGCCAAUUGGCGUCAAGUUUUCAGCCUCGGUGUGGUACCCUGGACGGCUGAGGUUCUCGCUCUCGCGACAUGCUCGCGGUACUUCCUCCAUUAUCCCUGGGUUUGGGGCAUUCUCCUUGGGUCUAUCUACGCAUCUUUGUCUUGUGCUGUGGUGAUGCCCUCAGUAUUAAAAGUUGGGACUAGUCCAGAUAGGACCCACAACUGGCCUCAGUUGUGCUCGACUGCCGGAGGAAUCGAUACUGCACUCAGCGUUGGAAUAUAUGGGAUCGUUUAUAGCUACAUUUUCAGUGAUGUGCACGAUGCUUAUCGAUACACUAAAGUGGCGUUGACCUUAUUCGUCGGAGUCGCUAUGGGUAUCGCUUGGGGCAGUCUCGCAAAAUUGAUACCUCACUCUCGAGACCCCUACGUUACUGAAUUGAGGGUUCUCUUCGUGUUACUCGGUGGACUGUUUGGAAACUUUUUGACGCUGCACUUGGGCUGGGGCGGCGCUGGCGGUGUAGCUGUAUUAGCGUGCAACGCAACAGCGGCGAACCACUGGUCGCGCGACGGUUGGAAGUUAAACAACAACCCUGCCUCGACCGUUUAUCGCGUUUUGUGGGCAGCUUUGGAGCCUGCCGUGUUCGCAUACACUGGAACCUACUUUGAAAUAAUACAUUCAAUAACUGACACAAUACUAAAAGGGUUUGGAAUCCUAUUAGUUUGUUUAGCUGUGAGACUAGCGUGCGCUUUCCUGAUGUGUUGGGAUAUGAGCAUCAAGGAAAGAAUUUUUAUAUGUUGCAGCUGGACGCCAAAAUCUAUUGUGGAGGCCGUACUAUGUCCGCUGGCACUGAACACAUUAAUUUUACGAGGAGGAAAAAACGAACAAGAGAUGGAAUACGCAGAGCAACUAAUGAGGCUAGUUGUUCAAGCAAUUCUAGUAACAACUCCUGUUGGUUAUUUGUUCACCAAGCAUUUGGGACCGGUGCUGUUACGAGACAAACGCAAAGAAUUUCGGAACGAGUCCGAAGCAUGAAAACGAAACAUAUACAAAAGAUCUCUUCAUUAGUGAAUUCAAAUACUGAAUAAGAAAAAAAAAGUUAUCUUAUAGUAUUUAUUUGUAAAUAUUUUUAUGAUAAUUUUAUAUUUAAUAGUGUAAUUAUAUUUAAGAGCUUCUUUUUAAGUUUUAAAAAUUAGCUCUUCGUUUAGCUAUUAAUUAC
This is a messenger RNA of Bombyx mandarina (wild silkworm), 1891 nucleotides long. Its product is annotated as sodium/hydrogen exchanger 9B2. The record is from RefSeq and is a predicted model, not a curated record. NCBI's taxonomy places the organism in Eukaryota, Metazoa, Arthropoda, Insecta, Lepidoptera, Bombycidae.